AUGAAGACGGUCUCCCUGCUCACAGCGUCUGCGCUGUUGGGCUGCGCCUCCGCCGAGGUUCACAAGCUGAAGCUGAACAAGGUCCCUCUCGAAGAACAGCUGUAUACUCACAACAUUGACGCCCAUGUUCGCGCUCUGGGUCAGAAGUACAUGGGUAUCCGUCCCAACAUCCACAAGGAGCUCCUGGAGGAGAACUCGUUCAAUGAUAUGAGCCGCCACGAUGUGUUGGUGGAUAACUUCUUGAAUGCCCAGUACUUCUCUGAGAUCGAGCUUGGUACACCCCCACAGAAGUUCAAGGUCGUCCUCGACACCGGUAGCUCGAACUUGUGGGUUCCAUCUUCUGAGUGUGGCUCCAUCGCUUGCUACUUGCACACCAAGUACGACUCGUCCGCGUCGUCCACUUACAAGAAGAACGGCACCGAGUUCGCCAUCCGAUAUGGAUCUGGCGAGCUCAGCGGAUUUGUCUCCCAGGACAACCUUAAGAUCGGUGAUCUGAAGAUUGAGAAGCAGGACUUUGCCGAGGCUACCAACGAGCCCGGUCUUGCCUUUGCCUUUGGUCGCUUUGAUGGUAUUCUCGGAUUGGGCUACGACACCAUCUCCGUCAACAAGAUCGUUCCUCCUUUCUACAACAUGCUGAACCAGGGACUCCUGGACGAGCCGGUCUUUGCCUUCUACCUGGGCGAUGCCAACAAGGAAGGCGACAGUUCCGUUGCCACCUUCGGUGGUAUUGAUAAGGAUCACUUCACUGGCGAGCUGACCAAGAUCCCUCUUCGCCGCAAGGCUUACUGGGAGGUCGAUCUCGAUGCUAUUGCUCUUGGUGACAACGUCGCUGAGCUCGACAACACUGGUGUCAUUCUGGACACCGGCACUUCUCUCAUUGCUCUGCCCUCCACUCUUGCCGAUCUGCUCAACAAGGAGAUUGGUGCCAAGAAGGGCUUCACCGGCCAGUACUCCGUCGAGUGUGACAAGCGUGAUUCCCUCCCCGACCUUACCUUCACCCUGAGCGGCCACAACUUCACCAUUGGUCCUUAUGACUACACGCUUGAGGUCCAGGGCUCCUGCAUCAGCUCCUUCAUGGGCAUGGACUUCCCCGAGCCGGUUGGUCCCCUUGCCAUUCUCGGAGACGCUUUCCUGCGGAAGUACUACAGCGUCUAUGACCUUGGCAACCACGCCGUUGGUCUGGCCAAGGCCAAGUAA
Messenger RNA from Aspergillus clavatus NRRL 1, 1197 nucleotides. RefSeq names its product pepsin-like aspartic protease. Gene Ontology annotation, biological process: proteolysis. Gene Ontology annotation, cellular component: fungal-type vacuole. The coding region runs from base 1 to 1197 and encodes 398 amino acids. Gene Ontology annotation, molecular function: aspartic-type endopeptidase activity. The record is from RefSeq and is a predicted model, not a curated record. Lineage: Eukaryota; Fungi; Ascomycota; Eurotiomycetes; Eurotiales; Aspergillaceae. The transcript has 4 exons.